Molecule: messenger RNA, 1466 nt
Organism: Zootermopsis nevadensis
Lineage: Eukaryota; Metazoa; Arthropoda; Insecta; Blattodea; Termopsidae
Source: RefSeq, a predicted model, not a curated record
UACACCUUCCGCUUUCUCUGUGACGACCCGGGAUUCCAAUCAGAGUACCUGAUGUACAAGAUGUGUUAUCGAGGGGUGUCAAAAGACUGGGAUGCAUGUGCCAGCCGAUUCGUGCAGCUUGUUAGGGAGGAGAUGAACCGAAAGAAUGUGACGGAAGCAAGUCGACUAAUGGAGUUGUGCUGCGCGAAACACGGAUUUCUGAGGUGUGUUUACGCGGCGAGCAGGUACAAGUGUCGUAAGGAGGAGGCGAUGUUCUUGAAGAAAAUUGCCGAAACGUUGUCUGAUACGCGCGUCUACUCGCCGCACUGCAAGAAUGUGGAGACCCAACUGUGCAGUUGUGGAAAAAUGCUCUGGGCAUCGAUUUCGUCGAUCAUCGUCACAUUUUUAACGUUGACGACACUCUCUCUGUGUUCCUGCAGCUCAUCAGUUUGCUGAGAGGUAAUUUCAGGUUAAUUAACAACAACAACAAAAAUACAGGUUUUUAUUUUAAUUAUACGACAGUUGUGUUCCAUUAAAAAGAAAAAGUUUCAGCGAGUAAAACUGCUUAAAUCGAACAUAAUUUCCAAAACAUCGUGUCGAUCAAAGUUGCAACGCUUGAUUUAGUGAAUAUCUCCAUUCUUCGAUAAUUUCCUUUAAUUAUUCUGAAAAAUUAGUGUUUUAGAAAACAUUUCCCUUUGGAAGGAAACGUACAAAUUUCAAGGCAGGUCUGUUUAGAACGAACGCUGUAGAGUUGUACUGACGAAGUACCCCACUCAAGUUCUGGUUGGGUUCAGACCUAUACUCAGUUUCCCAAUACAGUUGCCAUGGUAGUAUCUUCAGACAGGCCAGAGCUAGCUUACUCACUCACGAGUCAUGGACGUCUUUACGCGUCACGGAACACCACGUAAAUUUUCCUUACAACACCCUCGAAUAACUUUGGAAUAAAACAAUUAGUACAUCUCGACAGAUUAAAACAAAGAAAACAUCACAUUCAGUACCAUUGCAUUCAAUGAAUUUACCUUAAAACAAUAGUUUGCGUAAAAAUCUACCAAAUUACACGGCGCUACAACCCAGCUGACAGUCGUGUUCAUACUCACUGCUACGAGAACCACAGAGACGAACAUCGUGUAAAGGUACGUACGUAAUAGACGCAAAAUACCAAUAUUUAAUGUUAUUCAACCUCUUUCAGAGACUGUGAAGUAAAUGAAUAUUUUACCAACAAAUAUGAAUUUCAAACAUGUGACAGUGCAAGCUUGAAGAACGUAAUCUGCGUUUGAAUCCAUGCACCAGUGACGUGCAGAGUAAGAAGUUAAUGUGGAGACUUCAAGCCGAUUUGGAACUCUCGACGUAGAAUGCGUGAUUUUGUCAUGUUACUGUUUAGUGAUCACUAUUUCUACUCUGUAGGAAAAUAUUUUUUGUAAAUAUAAAUUAAAGUUAUUUCAGAAUCGUAAUAAACUAUGAUAGUAAUAAAUGAGCAGAGAAAUGAA